Molecule: messenger RNA, 405 nt
Organism: Danaus chrysippus (African queen)
Lineage: Eukaryota; Metazoa; Arthropoda; Insecta; Lepidoptera; Nymphalidae
Source: the annotation of a GenBank genome assembly
AUGGAAAAUUAUAUGCAAAUGAAAAUGAUGGCGAAUAAAGAACUGGGUAAGGAGGUCUUGCCACAUAUAUUAAAACGUCAGAGCUCAGCCAACGAUAAUGUGAAAAAAUUUUCACCAGAAAAAAAAGUUUGCUUGGAACAAAAGACUGAAAGUGGUGGGAAACCAUCCUCGAAUGAUAACCAUUUCGAUGACAACUCUGUAGAGGCAACAGAACCAUAUAACAUACCUAAGAAAGUGAAAAGAAAGGAUUUUGUACCAUCAAAGGAAAUACAAAUCGAAAAUAUUCCCAUAUUUACAUCACCCGACUCAUCACCGAUGAAAGUGUCCGUGGUGUCAACUAAGAUGACCCCAAUCAAACAUACCAAGCAAAUAUCUAUAAUAAAGAGGAAUCUUUACAUUGAGUAA